This is a messenger RNA of Astrephomene gubernaculifera, 565 nucleotides long. NCBI's taxonomy places the organism in Eukaryota, Viridiplantae, Chlorophyta, Chlorophyceae, Chlamydomonadales, Astrephomenaceae. The record is from the annotation of a GenBank genome assembly.
CAAUCGUGAGUUGAGGCUUUUGGAGCCGUUUGGCUGGGACCCCCGCCGCACCAAGCAUCCAGCCAAUCUGGAUCUGCUGGGGGUGCCGCAACGACGGACGCGGCAGGGCGUGGCGGGAGCUGAGCGAGGCAGGGCGGCGGAGCAGCAGCAGCAGGGGCAGGGGCAGGCAGCAGACGUCGCAGGCCGCUACGCAGCCCUCGCUGAGCGCCUGCAGCGCCACAGCAGCGACGAAGACGAAGAGGAGGAGGGUCAGGGCGGGAACGAGGCAAGGGGUGGACGAGACGACAAAUGCAACGGCGGCGGCACGACUGGAAACCGCAACCACGCCCGCCAGGCGGUUAGCGGCAACCCUGCUGUUAGUGUUGUACGGCAGGAGGCGCCGUACGGCGGCGGCGUCGUGUCAAGUGGACAAGCCGCCGUACGGCAACUGGGGAGUGACGCCCGAGUGCCGUACGCUGAAGCGUCUACGGCGUUUGGCUUCGCGGAUGGUGCUGUUGGUACGGCAGCGCAUGCGUCGGCAUUCACCACCGCAGCGGGUGCUGCAGCGCUAGCUACUGCCGCUGCC